Messenger RNA from Hordeum vulgare subsp. vulgare (domesticated barley), 1001 nucleotides. Its product is annotated as splicing regulator RBM11-like. Bases 181 to 798 code for a protein of 205 amino acids. Gene Ontology annotation, molecular function: RNA binding. The transcript is spliced from 4 exons. NCBI's taxonomy places the organism in Eukaryota, Viridiplantae, Streptophyta, Magnoliopsida, Poales, Poaceae. The record is from RefSeq and is a predicted model, not a curated record.
GCGAACCGGCCCGACGCACGAGACCCUGCUUCCUCCUUCCUUCCUGCGCCGCAAAUUCGCCCGAGCGACUUCGCGCGACUCCUUUCGCUUCCUCCUCCACGCCCAGAUUGCGGCGCGACUUGGCCGUGAGCGCGCGGUGCUCCUCCUCCUCCUCGCCCUCGCGCCCAGAUCCGGCCCCCAAUGGCGAGGAACCCGGCCUGCUCCGUCUACGUAGGCAACUUGGAUGAGAAUGUCCCUGAGAGAGUCUUGUAUGAGAUUCUUAUUCAGGCCGGCCAUGUAGUAGACCUACACAUACCAUGUGACAAGGAAACUGGGCGUCCCAAAGGUUUUGCUUUUGCUGAAUAUGAGACAGAGGCAAUUGCUCAGUAUGCUGUUAGACUUUUUCCAGGACUUGUUAGGCUUAAUGGUAAAACACUUAAAUUUGCGCUUUCUGGACAAGACAAGCCCUCAUCAAAUGGCAAUAUUCCAGUAAUGCCUAAACUCAACCCUAUACCAUUACCAAAGCAGACUCAGUUUGUGCAUUCUAGUGAUACGCUUGUGUCGCAUAAACCAGCAUAUCCGGUGGUAAAUGGUGGGGUUCCACAUAAUGGUUUUUCACAAGGCUAUCAUCCUUACAAUGUUCACCCUCAAGCAUUACCACCUCGACCGGUGCAUGAGGACCGAGAGUUUGUACAUGGUACGUAUGGUUACAACAGUCAUGUAUAUGGUUCUGUUCUGAAUGCUAGCUACGGAGGUUAUGUUGUGAAUGCUGUUGGUCACGGAGCUAUGAGGCAGCCAAUCAUUUACCCAUCCUACUAGGUUGUAGACACCAAAGAGCGGGAUCUGGUAUGCAAAGUAGGCAGGUUAGAUGUAGCUUCUUAGUUCCUUGAAUUCUCAGUAGCAUCUUGUUUGUACCUUUGCACUUCAUUUCCAUGCAUGUAAAUAGGGCUGGUAUUUCUGUUUUAUCAACACUAAGUUGGCAAUGGAAGGCUCUGCCCAGUACAUUGUACACCCUUUGUACU